UGAUUAUUCCGGAUUGUAAAAAUGGUGGAACGUUGGUGGAAGAAAAUGGAAAAUUUAAAUGUAACUGCCCACUAAACACAUUCGGUGACGAUUGCAAUUGUCGAUUCAAGUUUACAAAUGCAACAUCUUUGUUUCCCAAACCCUACGCAGAAAGAUUAGUGUCUGAUUCAGCGGAAUGUGAUGAAAACUGUGCUAACGAUACCAGAUGUUCCACUUCUACCAUGACUUAUCUUAAAAAAUGUAAACUUUACGAAACACCAGUCAUCUUCGUGUCGUAUGACGAAGACCUAUGUAUUGAAAAAUGCAACGAGAUGAGUGAAUGUAAUUUAACAAUACAUCUGAGAACACAUACUGGAGAGAAACCCUAUACAUGUGAUGUUUGUAAUAAGUCAUUUAGUCAAAAAGGUAAUUUAACAACACUUCUGAGAACACAUACUGGAGAGAAACCCUAUACAUGUGAUGUUUGUAAUAAGUCAUUUAGUCAAAAAGGUAAUUUAACAACACAUCUGAGAACACAUACUGGAGAGAAACCUUAUACAUGUGAUUCUAAAAGUAAUUUAACAACACAUCUGAGAACACAUACUGGAGAGAAACCUUAUACAUGUGAUGUUUAUAAUAAGUCAUUUAGUGAAAAGGGUAAUUUAACAACACAUCUGAGAACACAUACUGGAGAGAAACCUUAUACAUGUAAUUUAACAACACAUCUGAGAACACAUACUGGAGAGAAACCCUAUACAUGUGAUGUUUGUAAUAAGUCAUUUAGUCAAAAAGGGAAUUUAACAACACAUCUGAGAACACAUACUGGAGAGAAACCCUAUACAUGCGAUGUUUGUAAUAAGUCAUUUAGUCUAAAAUCUAAAAGUAAUUUAACAACACAUCUGAGAACACAUACUGGAGAGAAACCUUAUACAUGUGAUGUUUGUAAUGAGUCAUUUAGUCGAAAAGGUAAUUUAACAACACAUCUGAGAACACAUACUAGAGAGAAACCCUAUACAUGUGAUGAUUGUAAUUAG
Messenger RNA from Lottia gigantea (owl limpet), 1013 nucleotides. RefSeq lists its product as hypothetical. The record is from RefSeq and is a predicted model, not a curated record. Gene Ontology annotation, biological process: central nervous system development; regulation of transcription by RNA polymerase II. Lineage: Eukaryota; Metazoa; Mollusca; Gastropoda; Lottiidae. Gene Ontology annotation, cellular component: nucleus. The annotation marks the transcript as partial. Gene Ontology annotation, molecular function: DNA-binding transcription factor activity, RNA polymerase II-specific; RNA polymerase II cis-regulatory region sequence-specific DNA binding. The transcript is spliced from 6 exons.